Neolamprologus brichardi is the source of this 8164-nucleotide messenger RNA. RefSeq lists its product as uncharacterized. The record is from RefSeq and is a predicted model, not a curated record. Gene Ontology annotation, biological process: regulation of transcription by RNA polymerase II. NCBI's taxonomy places the organism in Eukaryota, Metazoa, Chordata, Actinopteri, Cichliformes, Cichlidae. Gene Ontology annotation, molecular function: DNA binding; DNA-binding transcription factor activity, RNA polymerase II-specific. Gene Ontology annotation, cellular component: nucleus.
UCCAAUCAGCAAGUCGUUGACUGUGGCGAUGUAUGUGUUGUGUGCUGGCUGCUACGAGCGAGGCUAGACAGGCAGUAUGGCGGAGGAGAGCAGUGUGUACGAGUUAGAGGGUCUAGAAAAACAAUUGCAGAUUUUGUUUAGCCGCUACUCAAGCGAUGAACUCCGAGGCGACAGCGAAGCGUUCUGCUUUGACUUUUGCAAGCUGGUGGAGGAGUACGCCUCUCGCUGGCAGGUGCUCCUGCCUCAGCUCAGGAUCCUUGAGAUUGCUCUCUGCUAUUUUGCGCAAGCCUCAUCCUUCUUCACAUCAAACUGUGAUCACGUGCUCCGCACACUCAGUAGCCUGGCUUUGAGUGUUUUUGAGUUGCUGCUUUUCUUUGACCAGAACGACUUCUGUCAGGGGCCACUGAAACACUUUACUCAUACAUUCCAGGAAUGUUAUUUGGCUCUUGCAAAGCACCAGAAUGUUCACUUACUUCAGGUGGAGCGUUUGGUUCAGGGCGGCGGGCCUUGGGCCAACCCGACCGUACAGGCAAUCCUCAGCGAGUCCAGUUUACCUCAGAAUGACGUGGAUGGAUACAUCAGCUCUCAGCUGCCGGUGUUCUUUGAGCUUCGCGUGCGCUACCUUUUAUCCUGUGAGCGUAUUGCUGAAGCUAUGGCCCUGGCUAAGUGUUGUGCUCGGCAUCCCAACACAGGACAACACUUGUUCUUCCUCCAGGUCUACCUCACGUGGCUUUACAAAACUUCACAGCAUGACUGUCUACAUAAAGAGGUUGCGGAUCUUAAUGGUAAAAAUGCAGUGCACAUCAUCUGUAACUUGGAGUUUGAAGAAAAGGAUGAGUUACUGUUAGCUCUCAUCACAGCCUUUCUGUCCCAGCAGCUCUGGAGGGGAGAUAUGUACUAUUUGUGUGAUCUUGUGUUCUUGUGGACUAAACUUCAUACUCGGUUGAACACAUCCAAGCAAGUUCUUCUAGAGGAGACUCGCCAGCUGAUGCUGUCUGCCACUAAUGUCAACUCGAUCUUCCCGUUCAUCAGAUCCAUACUGCAAGAAGUCGGAGACAAUGGUAUCCAGUUUUGUGUGGAGCUCUGUGCUAAUGCACUGAAGUCUUGUCUUCCCUGUGAUACCCUCACGAAAUCACUAAUCUACAAAACCAUUGCCGGCCUGCUACACAAUGAUCUGGAGGUAUGCCGGGCGUGUGCUCUUCUCGUCUUCUUCUUGGAGCGCACUGUUGAGUCCUACAAGAUGGUCUACCUUCUUUACAUGCAUCCUGAUCAAGAGUACGACGCAGAGUACAGCUCUAUUGGAAAUAAUGUUCGCUUUGAAACGCUACAGGUCUUGAAGAAGGAUCUGUAUUUUGAUCCAGAGUUUUGGAACCUCAUUGCUUUGAGGACCAACUGUUUGAAGCUGAUGAAUGAGAAAGUGGUUAGUGCUGCUCUUGAAGAAAUCAUGGAGGACAAAUGGAUUUCAAACUACUGCACCAAAGACUCUGAUUUCCGAUCAAGUGUGUUGGCAUGUCAGAAAGGAAGUAAAAGUGUACUUCAGGCAGAAGCUAAAAAGCGGCAUCAUAAAGAGGAUACAAAUGCUGCAUCAAAAAGACUAAGGAUGGGCACAGGAAAAACACCAGUAAAUGUUGAUCACAGUGCAAAGAAGAAGGGCAACCAGGGGUCAAGACCUUUGAAGGAAAGAUCUGCUGAACCUUUGAGGCGCUCAUUUUGGCAGCUAGACAGAAUACGGGACAGUGUAGGCCAAGCAUACGAACAACAUAGACGCAUUACACGGUUGUCUGAAAAGAAUCUCCCAAAACGGAGAAUUAGAAAACCAAAGUGGCUCCUAGAAGACUCGGGAACUCUUGAAGAGAACGUUCCCCUGAAGGUCAAAAGACAUGGGUUGAAACAUGACAAGCACCAUCGAUCAUCUCUCAGAUCAGAAACGGGUCGUAUCAGGAACCAUGCCAAACACAAAUCUUCAGUGAACCCUCAGUUAAAUGAAAGUGAAGACAUUAAAUACCAGAAAGGGUUUUCUUUGGAUUGUUCUAAACCAGAUUCUCCUCCACAAGUAAUUCUGGAACUUUCGCUACCAGACAAUGAACUUGUGGGUGCGUUUAAUGAAGAUGUUUGCAACCGAAAGAGAGGGUUCCCACAAGUGCUUCUUUACAAACCUACUGUGAAGCUUCCUGCAACAUCACCACCCGUCAAGACUGUGCAUCGUAACAAGGUGAUUCUCAGAGCACGGGAUCCAUCCAUAUUUGUCCAGCAGUUGCAUUGUUAUGCAAGACGGCAAAAAGGAAAAGGAAAUGGGCUGAAUAUUCAAAGCUCAGUAUCCACAAUCACACGGUCAUCUGUGCACGGUAGCCCUCCAAAAGAUCCGCUUUGUGGAGAACCUGCCACUGAAACAAAGGAUACAAUUGGCUUUCCAGCAGCAGCAGUUAAACAUAGCGGAUCCUCAGUUGGAGAAAUUCAGACUUCUGUCUCAGGAAAGAUAUCUUUAGUAAGAGAGCUCUCUGAGAAGUCAGCUUCUGAAAUGGGAGAUACCACAGCGUCUUCAGCAGCAACAGAAAUUCCACAUUUAGAUGAAAUCUGCGAAGGUUCCACCAUUGCUUCAGCAGAAGAGGCCUGUGAAGAGCCCACUGUUGAAAUGAAAGUUACUAUUGCCUCGAAAUCCACGGUUUUAGGCAAAGCUCCAACAGCAAAAGAUUUCUCAAAAACUGAAGUUUCUCAGACUUUAACAUCAGGGAAAAAGAAAGUUACUGACAAAGUCCGCCCAGUUUCCAAUAAAGGGAUUGCUUCCAAGUCUAGGAAUGCUGAUCGUGCACAGUCACAGUGUCAAGAUAGAGAACAAGAACUUAACUCUUUCCAGACUGAGAGUGAAGAAGGCAAAAGCGAUGUUUCUGCGAUAGAUCUCACAACGGUUUCACCUAAAGAUUCAAGAGGACAUGUGCCUUGUAAAAGUGACUCAAGUCGGGGAAGAAAUGAAGCCGCUCUAUGGAAGUUAACCAAAAUUGAGGCUUCACGUACAGACCAUGACAGUAUAAGUGACAUAUCUUCGCUAACACUAGUAACAGAGAUGGUGACUGAUCUUCCCCCUGGGCACCUUACUCAAGACCUGGAGAAUGACAAAGAGCGAACUCCAACCAAUAGUGCCUCCAAAGACUCUAGAGUUGGAAGUAAACCUAACAAUCCUCAAAAUAUACGGACUACCUCCAGCUGCUCUUUACAAGAACAGAAGGCCUUGGAAGUUGAUGGGACAACUCAGGAUGGCAGUUUAGAUACAUGGGAGAACAGCGAACUUAUGGAAACGCCACAAGAAUCGGAGGAAUCAAAGUUAGAGUACUGUUGUACCUUCUGCAAAAAGGAUUUCAAGGGAACUCGUGUUGUGGCACAUGCAAUGUUCCAUUAUCGUAAAGAUGAGUGCAUGUUCUGUGGGAAAGUGUUCACAGAUGACCUCCUGGCCAUGAUGCACCUGUCUGAUCAUAUAGAGAAGCUAAAGAGGAUUAAAGCCGAAGAAAAUGGGGUGCCUGACACCAAAGAUGUCUCAACACCUAAACCCAAAGCUAAGAUGGCAAACACAUCUUCUGGGAGUCAGAGUAAGGGGAGACCAAGGAAAUCAACUGCCUGUCCUACAUCAGUAAGCCCACCACCUGAAAGCAGAAAAUUAAGAUCCAAUGAAAAGCCUGUGGAUGGUUCAUCUUCACAAGAGAAACAUAACACGUCUAAGCACCUUAAUAGUAAAAGUCCUGUUCACAAAGUAAAUGGGCAUAUCGACAAAAAGAAGGAAUUUAACAGACAGAAAAAGGAUGUGGAAGCUAAGCAGAUACAAGGAAAGCAAAGAGCAAAUAUAGGCUCUUCUGCAGCAAACAAAGAGUUGGCCUGUUCCACAGAAGAUAAAUUGAAGGUGAAAGCUACAAAACAAAUUUGGAAAGUUGUUACAGAAAAAAAUACAGAGCCACAAGAGAAAAUUAGCUGUCCCGCAGAUGGAUGCUCUUUUUUUACUGACAUUUCAAAGAACCGUGUUGCACUUCUAUACCAUGUACUCGAUGAUCACUACGGUGAGCUGAAACCUUUAGAACUGGCGUUCCGUGUCGGAAACAAUAAAUGUAGUAUUUGCAUGAGGGUUUUAUGGAGUUUCGAACAUUUUCAACAUCAUGUUGAAAGACACAGAUGGAGUCCAAGGCAUCCUUGCCUUCAUCAGGGUUGUACUGCCAGGUUCAAAAGCGGAAUGGAAAUGAGACGCCAUGCCAGGAAGCACAGUCCACUGCAGGCAGUGUGCUGCCUCCCUGGAUGCUCUCAUUUAUUUAUUUGUCUUUGGGCACUGAACCUUCAUGAAAGAGAACACUAUGCUUCAAAAUUUACUAAUUCAGACAAAAACACAAAUGCACAAACAGGCGACAAACUUGAUGAUGCAUCAGCUGGGAGGCGGCAGCAGAGUUUGCCAGAUAGUCUCACCGCUGCAAAGAAGACAGAGAGUGUGAAGACUGCACUAAAGUUACGAGAACAGGCAAGUCAAGAGUUGUUGGUAAGAAUACAAGAUAAAGCUGCUCCUCUCUCCAUCAGCAGAUCAUCUUUGAUAAAACAGAAGUUGAAAAAGAAAAACGAGAGCAAGAAUUCAAAUGUAUUGAAGAGUCUUUCCAACAAGGAAACCUCUGCACAGCCUACUGAUUCAAGUAAUAGAUUAAGGCAUAAUUUGAGAAAAGGGCAAGUAACAAGUACAACCCUGAUGGCUCCCAAAAUUCACAAAGUUAUCUCAUCAUCAUUGUUAAAACACAGCAGCAAAGUGAGGCAUAACCCGAAGAAGAAAAAACAAAUCAAAGUAAACACAAAAGGUCCUAAAAAAAGAGGUCGACCACCCAAGUUAAAUAAUGCAAUGGAUGAUGAAAAGAUUAACGCUGGUCAAAAGGGUGAAAUGGUGAAAGAAAAAACUGCUCUGGCCAAGGCUCAGAAGAGCCCUGCCCAGCUUCGAGAGAAAGCUGUCAGUGCAAUGGAGAGUAACAAGCUAAAGAAAGAGAAAAGUCAGCAGGUCCAAGAUGGAGGCGAACGUAGAGCCAUGUCAACCAGCAAAUUGAAGAAAUUGGUGGGCAAGGAGAUCAGAAGGAAUCAUGUCCAACUAAAGUCUUCAUCAUUUAACAGUUCAAAACCAUCAGGCAUCACCAACUCUGGAAUUAAAAAAUACAGGUCACUAAGAAGAUGGGUUAAAAUUAAAAAUCAUUCUGCACCUUCAGAUCUCAAGAAGGCAAAGAAGAUUGCAAACAGUAACAACAAUGAGACUUUGAAGAAAAACCCAAAACCUGCCUUAAAAAGCCAUGCCACAUCCAGAUCGGCUGUCCCACAAGUUGAGGCCAAAGGACCCGCAGUAAAAGGUUUUGCUGAUGAUGAAGUAAAAGUAAAGGUGGAAAACAAAGACUUGACUAAAAAGGUUACUAGUGACUCAGAGCUUUCUGUCCCAGCUCCCUGCUUAAACGUACCUCCCACCACUGAGAAGGCACAUAAGUUAAAAACAGAGGAAAAAUCAAAGAAAUCACUUGUUAUAAAAGAAGACAAAAAAACAAGGACUGCUUCCUCAGACUCGAACAAGGAAAAGAAGCACAAGAUGGUAAAUGAUGAAGUCAACACGGAGACUGUCAGGAGGGAUUCCCAGACUAGAGAACCAGCCUUAAUACAAAUUGUUGAGUCUACAUCGGAAGUCCAUCAGGUUGAGGCCAGAGCAGCAGAAGGUUCUGCUGAUGAGGGAAAGGUGAAGGUGAAAAACAAAGAUGUGACACACAAUGGCUCCUGUGACUCUGUGCCAGCUAACGGCUCAGGUGUUCAACCCACACCACAGAAAGUGCAGAAACUAAAAAGGGAGAAAAGGUCAAAGAAAUCAAUAGCAACAAAAGAAGGGAAGGCUACUCGAACUGCUUCUUCACACUCAGGCAAUGUAAAUAAGAAGCACAAAAAUAUUAACAAAAGAGGGACCAAAAAGUCUGUCAAAGCAGAUCGCAGCAAAAUGUCUAAAGAGAAAAAGACGGCAAAGUCAAAAUGCAUUCAGCAAAAGGGCGACUCGGCAGAAUCUGCUCCUGUUGACGAGGAGGGAAAAGGAAAGCAAGAAGACUUAGUUGCACCAUUAGACAGCUCAGUUUCCUCCACACCUGCUGCUACUUCUGACAUCCUAAAUGAAAAGACUUGUCUGCCUGCUGCGGCUGAAGGAAGCAUGCCGAAGGUAACAAAUAAGGAAAAAUCCCAGAGAAAGAAAGCCCUAGACCCCAGUAAAGCAGAUAAGAAGCGAAAGCGUGUUCAGAAAGAUGAUGCAAAGACAGUGAAGAAACAUUGCAAAGACAAUGCGGCUCUGUCAGCAUCUAAGAAGCCUGCAAAGUCUAAAUCUGAAGUGCAACCGCUCGCUGAGGCCAAAGCGAUCGCUGAUGGGAGCCCAGUGGGUGAUGGAGAGAAACCUUCUGCAGAAACGGCACAGGCUACAAAUACUGGACCUGGAUACUCUGUGAUAACAAAUGGACAGAUGUCAGGUGACGCUGAAGACACGAAGGCCUCGGUGUGCAAGGACACUCUUGCAGAGUACAGCAAAAAGCCGUACAUGCGUCUGCCGCCUACAGCAUACCUGGAUGAGAAGUACAUCACCAUGCCAAAACGAAGGAAGGAUGCAUCUUCUGUCCUGGCGUCUCAGAUGAGCAACGAUUUAGAACAGGUCUGUUUGACAUCAGCCAUGCAGAGACAACGAUGUGCCAACUGUUUCGCCACGUUCAACAGUGUCGAGGAACUGCAGAGUCAUCGCCAGCUGCAGAAAUGCUCAGACCUCUUUGGAUUUGACUCCGAUGACGAGGGCAUCGUGUUUAAUUGAAGUGAAAAGAACUGAGGCUUGGGAUACAACACCUGUGGACCUACAUGGAGCCCAAGGAUGGAUUGUACCUCAGCAGAUUAGUGCACUCUGAAUGGCUUGCUUGUUACUCUGUGCAAAGACUCAUGCAUCUGGAGACGCACAGCAAGAACUGACAGGCUUACCGGAUUUAUGCUGUGGGGUGUAUCUAAAGAGUAAGGCCCGAGAGCAGCCUGAUCUAAUAGCCAAUCAGUGCAAACAGCUACUGAACUGAAUCCCAGUCAGUUUGUGAGAAAGAGAGAUACUGAAGUGCCUGCUCUGGAAUUGCCAUGCUGUUUUCCAGCUGUUAUACCUGGUUUGGACGCUAAGCAUUGUGGGUUAAAGACAAUGAAAGCUGUUGAAAGCUGUGAAAAAACAAAUAAACUGACAAGGCUGUUGCUGUAAUAAGGAUACAUAUUUUUCACAGUAAGCCAUAAAAUAUUCUUUGCUUUUUGCACUCUUCUCAUAAAAUUUCUCAGUUAAUUUGUCCCACCCUUGACUGGUAGUGGUGGGAAUAUACAGUGAAAGAAUCCUUUGCAAGUUCAUGCUGAUUUAACAUGCUAAUUUAGACCGAGUCUAAACUCUAAAGUUGUAAGAUUGCGGUAUCAAAGUCCUCUUUGAGAAGUUUUUAUUGAAUAUUUCUUGUUUAAAUACUAAUUGUAUUUCUUAUUAAAAAAAAUGUGGUUGAUUAGGUCUAAGCUGCUUGUCCUUACCAUGAGCAACCAGUAGGAGUCAGUGCUCACCAAUCUCUUAAUCAGUUAACAGUUUGGUUUUGGUUUUCUUUUGGCAGUGAAUUCAAUAUUCUUUACUCUUUUUGCAACAUAAAAAGCUGCUCGUUUUCUUUAACACUGUAUGAUAUAAAGAAAAUUGCUUGAUUUUCAAUCAUAUCUGGAAAACUGAACCAAGCAAUAACUGAGACCCACCAAAAUUUGCCAGUAUCCCACUAAUUUAUUGUUGGAUUUGGUUCUUUAUCAUCGUUUGUUUGUUUGUAAUUCCCUGACAGUUCAGGAACUGACCCUCUGGCUUCUAUUUAAUCAUGUAAUUGUAAUUUUUUUUUUAAACCAUAGAGACAUUUUUGAUUUCUUUAUUUGGAUGAAUCUUCUCCUUCAGAGAGAAACAUAAGCGGCAGGAAUAAACAGUUUAAAGUGUUACUGGGAGGCCAAACCAGUCUUUUCUCAAGCAGCAGCAGGUUAUAUUUAUUUAUGUUUUAUUUUCUAUCUUUUGUAAAUAUUUGAAGAGUUUCAAUGGCUAAUUAUAUAAGGGGAUGUUGGAGCUGGGUUUAUAUUUUGUUCUUGAAGAAAAAAAAUAAAACUUAUUUCAAAUUGU